GUUGUUAUUUAUUUUAUUGUGUCCAUGGCAUGUGGAGGAUUAGCAUGGCAAAGUUGCGUUGGAAAAUGAAAUAUGUUUUUUCCAUGGUGGAUACCUACUGGAGGAAUUGGAACAUCCUGAAGUUCUAGCCUUCUAGAAUUCAGAACAAGAAUAUAGGUACUGGAUAUCAAAGUGUAAAUUAUGUUAAUUUUGUUCUACCAAAGAGGCAAACACUUCAUUUGAAACGAUUCUUGUGGAUUACUCUCAUUGUCAGAAAAGCUGGUGAAAUUAUUCUAAAGCAGUGGGUAAUCAUUAGUAUUUUGAAGAGCAUAUGAAUAACUUGCCUACCAUUCAUACGCCAUUUGAAAUUUUCCUAUAGAAAACAAUCUGAAAUUUCUAGUGGUGGAAUAUUCAUGACAGAAUGAGUUGCUUAAUAUGUUUUUUUAAAGAAAUAGCAUAGCAGUUACUGAAGAGAACUUUUUUGAGGGAACUAUGAAGUUAAUUUCUGUAAAUGUAAAUGAUUUUAGAGAUUGUCUAAUGUUAUUUUUUUGUUUUUUUUUCUUAUACCAAAAUUGCAUAACAGAAAGAAGUCAUUUCAUGACUCUAUCAUGAAAAUUCACUUAUAAUAUUUUUAUGUUGUGUUUUGCCUUUUAUCUGUAUUAUUAUACUAGAGAGAGAUACCUCUGUGAUUAUACUUAUUUUUUCUAAAAGUAUUGUUAAGUUUCUUCCAUGUUGAAUGCAUACUGAAAUGUGUGGUUUUUAUUGUAAUGAGCUGCCAUUUGAAUUCUGAUUUUUGUAAGCUGAAUUUCUUACAAUAAGUGCACUACUUUUAUUUACGUCAUAGGUUGUAUUAGUUUAGUAACUUUUAUAUUCACUUAAAUACAGUGAUAAGGAGAAUUUGUGUAAAGACUGAAGAAAUGUGUAGAAGAUAAUUGUCUCUCUACAGUACACUUGGUUGAUGGAAAGUAUUUUCUGUAGCUAUUCAUCUUCUAGUUUUUGGCAAUUUGUUAUUUCACUUUACUUGAAAAUUAUGUUCAUGUGGUUAUUCAGAAAAUUUUGCUUUAAAAAUAUUUGAAAUGAUGGCUUACUUUAGCGACAUGAGCUAUGAAAAUGCAUUGGAGAAUUAUUUAAAAUCUUGUGAAAAGAAUAAAAAAAUACAAAGACUUAUUUUUUAAGCUACUGCAUUUUUUGUUAAGCAAAUUAAAGAAAAUGUUGAAGAUUAAAAUGAUUGCAUUUUAAAUUAGAAUUUUAUGGGCAAAUGUUGGCAUGUUUGGUAUUGUAAUAUUCUAACAUACAUAUUCUAAAUAGGUGAGAAAAAAGAGUUAUCCGAGUAUCAGCAGAGCAUUGAAAUCAUUUCCUCUAGAUGGUUUUAAUUAUGUUUUGUAGAAUUAUUUCAGAAAAUUGAAACGAAUUAUAAUGUGGUGAUUCUUGUGGUUGAGUCAGAAAACUGCAGCUUUUUUACUACUCUAGUUUUUGGUGGUUUUAAAUGUAUUUUUUUUUUUUUAUAUAUGAAAUUUCAGUAGUAAAUUAUGUUAUUGUGGUUACAUAGAAAAUUAUGCUUUGACUCAAACUCUAGAAACUUUCCUUAAUUUAAUCAGUAGACAAGAUCUGUCAACAAGAAAUUAAUCAUAUAGAAAGCCUGAUAAAUUUGUUUUACAAUGUGUAUUGAGGUUUUCUGCAAGACUGUUGUGUAGUUAUGUUUGUGUGAUGUGUGGUGCAUUAGGAAUUUGCUUAUCAUGCUUGCAGAAUAAAAUUUUACCAUAUCAGAAAAAUAUAUUCCCUGUUGCUGUAUUUUCAAUGGAAAAUUUUAGUGCUUUUGAAUCACUUAAUUUAAUGCUUGUUGCAUGUAAAAAGGGAUAUUUUUAGCCAUUUUCUCUAGAAAAGUGUAUUGGAAUAAGUAUUUGAUAAGGUCUAGACAGCAAGAGAGUCCUAAGAUUGUAUUCUAAUUUGUACAUCGAUUCACUACUGUAUUUGUUAAAAUUGUUUAUUGUUGUACUUCAUAUAAAUGCAGUUGUAGUAUAAUUGAUGCAAUAGUAAUACAAUGUAAUGUAUCUUUAAUGAAGAGAGACAUGUAAAUAAAUCAUCAGAUGUUAGCAACAAAACUUUGAUUUACUUAUGCUACUUAAUGUAUUGUUUCUGAUCUUGCUGUUUCAAUACAAGAUAUAUUUUGAUAAAUUUGGAGGUUAUUGUCUUAUAAUGUGUAUUCGGAGCAAAUUAUUCAGAAAUUUGAAAGGAGCUAGUUAAGAGUUGUAAUAUUAGAAUGUGCUAAGAGCAUGUUCUGUAUCCAUAUUGCAUGUGUGACUCUUGCCUCUAUUUAUCUACAAAGAAGUGCUUGUAUAUAAAUAAUUUGUUGCGAUACUAGAAUGUAGUGCCUGAUGUGAAGUAUUUUACUGUCAAGUACUGAAAAUUCAAUAAAUUUUUUAAAACUUCUAGAGUGGU
Molecule: messenger RNA, 2418 nt
Organism: Gryllus bimaculatus (two-spotted cricket)
Lineage: Eukaryota; Metazoa; Arthropoda; Insecta; Orthoptera; Gryllidae
Source: the annotation of a GenBank genome assembly